Molecule: messenger RNA, 5491 nt
Organism: Nothobranchius furzeri (turquoise killifish)
Lineage: Eukaryota; Metazoa; Chordata; Actinopteri; Cyprinodontiformes; Nothobranchiidae
Gene: evla
Product: Enah/Vasp-like a
Biological process (GO): protein homotetramerization; positive regulation of actin filament polymerization; actin polymerization or depolymerization
Cellular component (GO): cytoskeleton
Molecular function (GO): profilin binding; actin binding; SH3 domain binding
Source: RefSeq, a predicted model, not a curated record
UCUUAAAGUUGAAGCGCUAGCGGCCAGCUGUUUCUCCUCUGAUAUUACUGAGUCGAGAACGUUGCUAAAUACGCAAGUGCAUAAGUUUAGCGAGAUCAACAACCGGAUGAUUCAAUGGUUGCGUUUGGUCCGACCAUUUUAAAGGCAGAGAUGUUUAGACAAAUGCAAAUUAUUUUCUUUUUUUAUCCUCACAAAUUAUGUAUAGCAAUACUAUGUUAGAACUUUGAUGAAAAACAUCACAAUUUGCUAUAACAGCUUUAUAUCUAAAUUCCGUGUUUGUGACAUCACAAACGGAGACUUUUUAAAACUGCUUGUUUUAGAUACAUAAUUCUUAACCCUCUCAGGCGUAAAAUGUCAUGACUUGCGGGAGGCGUCUAACCCAAGGCACGCAGAAUCAACACGACAACUCGGGGUAAGUAAAAAAUAAAGUCUUUUAUUAUGAAAACGGGAACUAAAGAUGCACUAGUAAGUCCGGUGAGUAGGGUGCCGUAAGGCGUUAGUCCAGAGUUCAAGUUCCGCAAACAGCGGGGAAGGUGGCGAGCCGAGGUGAGUAAGGAUGGGGGUCCAGUUGAGUGAGGUGGGUGAGGAAGCGGAAAGAGGAAGGGCAGGAGCCAUGGAGGAGGAUGGGACGAAGUCCUGAAGAUCCGGGGUUCUAGCGGCGAAGGUAAUGGACAUGGUAGCGGGUUCCUAAACAGGGCAAAGCAGACAGUGGUUCAGAGACGAAUCCAAAGUCAUAAUCCAAAACAAUCCAAGGUCAGAGAUCCAAAUAAUCCAAUCACGAAUACACAAGCGAGCAAACAGGCGAAUACGAGUGGCAGGGGCUAACCAAAAUUGUAGCAAUCAUCCGGCGUCGAGUGGUGUCUCCAUCCUCCCUUUAAACCAGAGCCUCUGAUUGUGAAUCCAACUCAGCUGGUGUCCCCUCCGCUCCUCACCUGUGGAAAAGAACCUCAUAGAUGGUUUAUUGAGGAGGAGCACUCACCUCGGCUCGUGAAUCAUGACACAAAAUAAAUUUUGAUAAAAGGACGAACAACCAAGUCCUUCAGGGAGACUUCUGAGUGAAAAAAUGCUCAUGAAAUACAUAUGUGGAGUAACCAGGUAGGUAGGUUUUAACGUUGCAAAUCUGCAACACCUGCCUCCAGAGGGUUAAACAAACUAAUGUUUUUUUCAUGUUUGUUGUGUUAAUAGAGGCAGUAGAGACUCACAACACAAAAAGAUGCGAAAGGGGACUUUUGCAUAAUACGUCCACUGUAAAAACACAUUCAUUAAUGAAAGUAAAAACUACAGAAUGAACUGAUAUUUAGAUGGUUUACGUGAGACAAAAUAAUAGGAAUUCCCAUAAAAAUGUACAGCAAAAGACUGACGGAAAACUGUCGACUAAAUUGUGCCAAGAGAAUUUGCACGACUGUUUAGAAAAUGUAAUAGUUGACUUAAAAAAAAUCCCACAACUCAGUCAAAUAUACCAAAUGUCUCUUGCUAUUCGCCGACUGUUGGGUCAGAACUCUAAUAUUUAACCAGGAAUUCCCUUCUCGGGUGCUUAGGGCAUCCCGAUCAAAAGCAGUUUAUUACAGACUGGGCCACUGGUUGUUCAAUAUGGGGUCACAACAACAGAUUAGUCUGGAGGUGGGGGGUGAUGCCAACAAAACCCUUCAACCCACCCCCCACCCCACCCCCAAACACACACACACAAAGUGUACCACGUGUGGAUUGUGAGGAGGUGGGGCUUUGAGGGUUAUGAGGUAAUCUCCCUUGGGUUGACAUAAUGACAAUAGCUCUGAGGUUCAGUGACACACGCACGCGCACACACACACACACACACACACACACACACACACACACACAAACUCAUCUGUGAUGCAGACCAACAACUGGCCAGUCAAUGACUUCAUCUCUGCCCGUCUGUCACUCAUCUCUUUGUUGCUGAAAGGAUGGAUUAUUGGUCUUGUUGUGGACGCAGAAGAAUUUGGAAUUAUGGGAUGUUUUUAGGCUCUUUUCCUCUUUAUUUGAUUCUAAAUUAUUUUCUUUUUUAAUCACUCAGCAAUUGAUUGUAAUUUGUUAGUUCACUUAUCGGUUUAAGUCCAACAACCUGCUUUAGAGGGAGUUUUUGCACGCCGAUUUACCAAAAUGGAUGCGCAUCGGGUCCAGGUCAUGCGCUACUGCUUUCCUCAGAGUGUCAGUGACUCAGGAUUGUUUUACAGCCACAUCGCUGCCAGUGAACAGAGCAUCUGCCAGGCGCGGGCCUCUGUCAUGGUCUACGACGACGCCAGUAAGAAAUGGGUGCCCAUCAAGCCGGGCCAGCAGGGCUUCAGCCGCAUUAACAUCUACCACAACACUGCCAACAACACCUUCAGAGUGGUGGGCGUCAAGCUGCAGGACCAGCAGGUAGUGAUCAACUACUCUAUAGUGAAGGGCCUGAAGUACAACCAGGCCACCCCGACCUUCCACCAGUGGCGUGACGCUCGCCAGGUAUAUGGGCUGAACUUUGCCAGUAAGGAGGAGGCCACCACCUUCUCCAACGCCAUGCUGUUUGCCCUCAAUGUCCUCAGCUCGCCCGACAGUGGAGGUAAAGAUCUGUCACCGCACAAGUCAGGUCCAGUAGUUCAGCGCCAAAAUGGGCCCUCCUCAGAAGAAGGUGAAGCACAGAGGAGGAUGAUGGAGCAGCAUCAAAUGCAGGCGCACAAGGAGAGAGAGCGACGGACAUCAGGAUCAGUCGUUUCCACUCUCCAAUAUAAAGUGUCCAACCCUCCCGUCCACCCAGACACCCCUCCUGAGUACAGACAGUUCAGAGCUAACACUUUGCCACCCUCCUAUGUCCGCGUGGCCUCCUCCUCCUCCUCUCCUCCCUCCUCCAUGUCUCCCUCUCAGGAGAAAGAGGUGGGGGCUGCUAGGGACAAGGCCCAGCUCUCCUCUCAGCUCUCCACCUCGCUCGCCUCAGCCUUUUCCCCAGUCCAGGCGGGAGUGAACACCCAGGGCCGACAGGUCCGUCAGAUACCCCUGUCUCCUCCCACGGCGGUCCGCCACCUUCACCAGCACCAGCAGCAACAAGACAUCAUGCUCCCCCCUAAACACGGCACCUGGUCUGCCUCCCACUUGCAGCAAAUGUACGCCCAGUGCCCCCCAUCCUCCUCCCCACCAGUAAUGAUGGCCAUGCCUGUAAAGCAAGUUUUGCCUCCACAACCAGCCCUCCCGGUAGCUCACUCCCUCCCGCCUGUGAGCACUAGGAUGAAGCCCCCACCUCUGGAUUCAGGCGCUGUGACGGGCCCUCACCAGUACCCCCACCCUCACGCCAACGGACAGCCAGACGAUUCCUACUCUCCUCACUCUCAGCAUCUUCCACUCACCCCGCAGUACUGCGAGUCCAUCCCGCUGCCUCCUCUGAUAGGUCAGACAGGCCCCGCCCCCAGCCACCAGCCCCAGAACCAGUCCACCUUUCACCCUCAGCAGCAUCAACAGCAGCAACAGCAGGCCCUGACCCCCUCCACCACUUCAUCCUCCUCCUCCUCGCCCCCCUCUUACACCGCCGUCUCUGACGGGGGCUCUCCCAAGAAGAGCCCCUCCCCCGUUCCCCAGCAGGCCCCCGUGGCCAGCAGCAGCGGUCCUGUUUCUGCAGGUCACCCAUCUGUGCUUUCUGUGGCCCCUCCUCCAGCUGCAGCCCCAGCUCCCAUGGCUGGUCCUCCAGCUCCACCACCUCCGCCGGGACCACCGCCCCCGAUGGCAGUUCCUCCACCCAUGCCCCCUCCCCUGCCCACUGGAGGUGGGCCUCCUGGAGGCCCACCUGGUGUGCAGCCCUCAGGACUGGCUGCUGCUCUGGCUGGAGCCAAGCUACGUAAAGUUCACAGGGACGAGAGCAGCCCUCCCGGGUCUGGAGGGAAAAGUGACUCCAACCGGUCGAGUGGGGGGAGCGGCGGAGGUGGGGAGGGACUGAUGCAGGAGAUGAAUGCCUUGCUAGCUCGCAGACGGAAAGCUUCAGAGAAACCUGAUGAAGAUGAUUCGAGUGGUCGGGGAGCUGGACAACAGAACUCAACAGAUGCUGUGAAGAAGCCGUGGGAACGAUCCAACUCUGCAGACAAGUCCUCACUGGUGUCCAGAGUGAGACCGAUCGGCAGCACCAGUGAAUCCGACACAGAAUUUGACAGAAUGAAGCAGGAAAUUUUAGAUGAAGUCGUACGCGAGUUGCACAAGGUCAAAGAUGAAAUCAUUAACGCCAUUAGACACGAAAUCGGCAGAAUCAGUACAUCCUAAUCUCAUCUGAGCGUGCAGAUGAAGGAGCUGGUGGAGGACGGAAACGCGGAUGCACAGACGCGAGGACCGGGGAAUGUUCUCUCAACGUUUCUGUGACCCUCGCGAUGCCACAAGUUGCAGAGACGUUGUGCCAACAUUUAAGUCUGCAGGACAGCACAAACGAGAGCGCAGGGCUUUGUGGGAAAGCAGGAGCGAUGAACUAGAGGAUGAACUAAAAGUGGAUAUGAACAGGCAUUUAUACUGAGUUCGGUGUCGUGGUCCUCUCUGUGCACCUAGACUCAGUCAGCCCAGUGUUGCAGCUUUUUGUUCUCUGUUAAGUCCACGUCUUAAGAAGAAAAUAUUUUGGUUUUCUAAGUUUUUACUGUUUUAUUAUUUAAAAACUGUGGUGAUAAUAAUGAUAACGCUGUUGGUGAGUAUUUUAUUGAUAUUAGAGAAGGACAAAGGAAUCUUGCACACUUUUAAUGUCAUCCUUUUAUAUUUUCUAUUAAUGCUUUUUUGAGUUGAUCCCUGUUUCAUGGUAACAAGCACAACAGGGGCACACUGGUGCAGCAGACCCACCUGCCCUCAAAAGGCUUUUUUCAGAACUUUUUUCUAAUCAUCCUGGUGUUUUACGUCUGACAAAUGGGCCAUUCCUUUCUGUACCGGGUCGGCCCAGGCCGGGUAGCCCCAGUCGGCCCCAGCCUGGCCCGGUUGAUUCCACACAUCCUUGUCUUAAGCCCAUGUGGGCUGAUUCUACCCACCAAUCAGAGGCUUGCUCUAAUGGAAGGUGUGAAUUUGCUGUCAGCAGUGGGUGUGUUGGCCCUGGUCGGCCUGAAGCAGACCCCCUCGAGAAGAGGGCUGAGAAUGAGCCUUGGUUGGCCCGGAAAAAUACCAUGCCACCCAGAUAUGUAAACAACCUACGCUACCCGGCCCGGGCCGACCCGGUACAGAUGGGAAUGGCCCAUUAUUCUCUCCGGAGAAGAUAGAAAACCACGAGCUUCAGUUGCCUCUUACCCCUAUCAUCCAAGGCAAAGAGCAUCUCUCUACUCACUGAAAUAUGUCAGGUUAUGGAAAUUUGGGGUUCAUUCAGAAAACAAGCUAAAAACUGUAAACGUGCCACCUGGUUUUACCUUCAUAUGGAACAAUGUAUUAUCUAUUAGUCAUCCUAUGCUUUGUGAACCUCUCAAGUAUGCAUGAAACCCCUGUCUCUAUGAAUUUGUUUUCUAUUUGGUUCAAAACAAUUAAAAACUGAAAUAAAAAUAUAUAAAUGGUG